Molecule: messenger RNA, 1601 nt
Organism: Ctenocephalides felis (cat flea)
Lineage: Eukaryota; Metazoa; Arthropoda; Insecta; Siphonaptera; Pulicidae
Product: cleavage stimulation factor subunit 2-like
Biological process (GO): mRNA 3'-end processing
Cellular component (GO): mRNA cleavage and polyadenylation specificity factor complex
Molecular function (GO): mRNA binding
Source: RefSeq, a predicted model, not a curated record
CAUGUGGCAUCGGCGAGUGCCGAACGAUCCAGUUGCGAGAGAUUAGUUUUGCUACGUAAUGCUUGUUGCUUUGCUCGGUUAAUAAUUGAAUUAUUUUGGUUAAUAUUGCAUUUGAAGUGAUGAUUUUUUUCGUCAAUAAUGUGUUCAGUUUUAAGUGAUAUACGAGUUGAUUAAUUACAAGUGCAAAUUUGUAUAAACACGACGAGAUCUAUUAUUUCGUUUUUAAGGUUAGUUUUUGCUAUUGCGCAGUAUAACUUAUUCAGGUUUAUUAGUCUUGAUAAAUAAAUCAAAAUGGAUAAAAAUACAGAUUUGAAUAUUAUGGACAAAUCGAUGAGAUCGGUGUUUGUGGGAAAUAUUCCGUAUGAAGCAACCGAGGAAAAAUUGAAAGAUGUUUUUAGUGAAGUGGGUCCUGUCAUAUCGUUAAAAUUAGUUUUUGAUCGUGAAAGUGGAAAACCAAAAGGAUAUGGAUUUUGUGAAUAUAAAGAUCAAGAAACUGCCUUGAGUGCGAUGAGAAAUUUGAACGGCUAUGAAAUCGGAGGUAGAACUUUACGAGUCGAUAAUGCUUGUACGGAGAAAUCUCGAAUGGAAAUGCAGCAGCUGUUACAAGGACCACAGGUAGAAAAUCCCUACGGAGACCCUGUCCCAUCUGACAAAGCGCCGGAAGUAAUCAGCAAAAUUGUAGCUAGUCUUCCUCCGGAAAGAUUACUUUUGAUAAUGAAGCAGCUCACUGAGUGCCAUCAACAAAAUCCCGAAGAGACUCGAAACAUGCUCUUGAAAAACCCGCAAAUUUCAUAUGCUAUACUGCAAGCGCAAGUCGUAAUGAAGUUAAUCGACCCGAAGGAUGCAGUCAAGUUCUUAUAUGAUCCCAAUGCCACGCCUAAGGUACUGCAGAGAUCCGAUAUUCCCGAACAACAAGAACACUCAUUGCCGCCGCUUAUGUCGAAUCCUAUGUAUAUGCAACAAACUGUGCAAGAUGUGGACUUCAGGAACCUCGACAACCGUCGCGGAGCAGGUUUUGAUCCGAGAAUGAGCCGGGAGGUUUCGAUGGCGGUAGCGGUAACUUUGCAAUGAAUAGGUCCGCAACAGAUCAUCGGCGCCGGCAGUUCGCCGAUAAAUACAUUUUCAUCACAAAGACCCGGUAUGCCGACGAACAUUCCACCUCCAAAUCGUGCAAUGCCUCCCCCUGUCCGUGGGGUGGAUCCCCCGCGGAUUAUAGACCCGCGCAGCACUCGGCCGCCCCUCGGCGCUCUGUCACCCACGCAGCCGUCGGGCGUCUCCUCCGCCAGUCAACAGGCAGGGGGAACGAGUGCGGCAGGACAGGCUGCGGCAGUGGCUGCAGGCCUUGGAGGCUUAGGAGGCCUGUCGCUCCCUAACCUCAUGGCCGCCGGUGUGGGGCCCGGCGCCUCCGAUCAGGAGAAAGCCGAGUUAAUCAUGCAAGUUUUGCAACUGUCAGACGAACAAAUUGGCAUGCUCCCUCCGGAGCAGCGGACUAGUAUAUUAGUGCUCAAAGAUCAAAUCGCCAAAAGCACGCAGCGAUAAUUGAUUUCGAAUCGCUUGUGAACUGUUUAUUAUUGAACGCUUAUUAUCCGAAGACUGCGUAC